Nematostella vectensis (starlet sea anemone) is the source of this 3099-nucleotide messenger RNA. Its product is annotated as protein kinase 4. NCBI's taxonomy places the organism in Eukaryota, Metazoa, Cnidaria, Anthozoa, Actiniaria, Edwardsiidae. Gene Ontology annotation, molecular function: ATP binding; protein serine/threonine kinase activity. Gene Ontology annotation, biological process: protein phosphorylation. The record is from RefSeq and is a predicted model, not a curated record. Gene Ontology annotation, cellular component: cytoplasm. The coding region runs from base 224 to 2632 and encodes 802 amino acids. The transcript has a single exon.
UAUUUCUCCGAAUUGCCGCGCCUCGCGGAGGGCUCGCGAAGAUUGAUCGCAGUAAGCAUCAAAACCAAAUUUCUUUAAGACGUUGAAGAUACGAGAUUAUCGAGACACUUCAUCUAGAAAAUAUCAUAGAAGUAUUUAUAAGUAGUUUUUGUAUCGUGGAAGCACCAAACCAGGACUUGAAACCUUUCAUUUAGAAGCUGGAAAAGACUUCUAAACUUUCAAGAUGGCGCCUAUAUUGUUAACCAAAGAGCAACAAGACGAGCUUCGAAAUAUUCGCAGAAAGAAGUCUGGAAAUUUGAAAUACCCUACUCCAUGCAAUGAAGACUCCUUUGAGUCAUCAAAUGGUGGGGUGUCGACCUUGGAGAGACAGGCUUCUUUCGAGUAUUUGGUUGAAGAAUCGAAAGGACAAAACAGUCUUGAAGUCGAGAGAGAAAACAGAGUGUGGUCGUCUCUCAAGACCUCUGCCUGGAUAGCUGAAUUUUCUAAGAUUUUCCUCAGAUCUUCAAACGAGCUAACCAAUCUUUGUAAAUCGGGUUUAUCUGUGGUGAAUAGCAGAGAGAUCGUCUCAAAAUGUUGCGAGGAAGCGGCCCCACCGCUUAGCGUUUGCCUCAGUGACAAAGAGCUCAUUAAAGACGAAGAGAACGCCGAGUGUUUGGAAGAGAAAGACUUCUUCGAAGAGACCGGUAGCCCGGUAGAACACGAAGUAGCAGAGAAUGUGGAGGACGACUCCAGUCAAACAAAAAAAAAUAAUGAAACAGAACUACAAGAAGAGGAGCCUCCUUCUGUCGGGGACGCAAUGGAAUGCAAGGAUAAAGAAAAAAAGGGGCGAAAAAAACUUCAGCCGCGACAGAAAAUAGGGGUCAAGAAACGCAACGUUUUCGUGAUUUUGGACAGUGAGCCAAUCUGUUCCCAGCCCAAACGCCCAAAAAAAUCUAACAAGACCAAGACAUUGAAAAGGAAGUGUGAAACCCCAAGACUGGCGAAUGGGAAAUUAACUACAGAGAAGAAAAAUCACAAAUGCAGCCCUGUUCAAAAAAUAAGAACAAGUAAUGGCGUUGUGGUUCGGCAGGCUCAAGGAGUACAUCACCAAGGGUCAGACUCUAAGAGUCAGAACUGGAGGAACACAGGUCCCCGUCACGUCUCAUGCUCCGACUCAGGCCUUGGGAGUGGUGAUAGCAGUGGGAGUUUCAAAAGCACUGGUGAAAACCCUGAAAACAAUGGCAGUGCUGGUGAUGGGUCAGGGGAUAGAGGAUUUCUUGGUGGUGGCGGUGGAGGAGGAGGGAGUUCUGGGGGAGGAGGUGGCAGAGAUGAUGAAAGCGGUAAGCGCCCUCUGAGUAGUGGGGACAUUAACAUGGAGGAAGAGUGUGAUGAUGAGGAGGAGGAGAAGGAAGAGAAGCCUGACCAGGAGAUGACAUCAGUCGGGUUCUCUGGUAGUAAAGAUGUUGAGGAACACAGUGUGGACUGGCAGCACCUUCAAUUCGAUCCCCAAGAUAUCCAGCAUGUUUACUAUAACUGCUUAAAAGAAAACUGUCCAAGAGCAAAAUGUGCGUGGCGAGAGAGGAACCAUUUUGAAGGACAUGACAACAGUGGAUGUCAGCGCUGUGUUGCCUUUAAAGGGCACCUCAACACCCAUGCUAAAAAAUGCUGUCGCCCAGGCUGCAGAGUCUACAACUGUUAUGGUGGUCAAAAUAAAAAUAAAGUGUGCACAGCUCAAGCCCCUCCAAAGAAUGGCCACCACAACUUUGUUCACCAGGGCGCCCCACAAUUGAUUUGUGGGACUGUAAUCUAUCCACAAAUUCCAGGUACCCAAAGAAGAUUUCUCACGGAAGGGGUUAACUAUCAGAAAAAAGAUGUCAAGAGCUUCAGCAAGGGUGCAAACGGAGAAGUCUUUAGAGUUCUUGUAAUCUCAGGUGACACAGAAAGGGAAUUGGUUCUUAAAGAGACCAACUACUCGCUCAAUGUACAAGAGUUGGAAGUAUACAAAAGGAUGGGCCAACAUCCGAACAUUGUAGAUCACUACUGUAUUACCCUUGGUAACCUUAAAGGGUUAUUGAACAUGAACAUAUUCAUGGAACAAUGUGACAUGUCCUUGCGUGACUACCUGGAUUACAUGAAAGCAGAAGGCAGCCAACUGUCAGUAAAUGAGGCAAUGUUCUACUGGACACAAGUUUGCAUGGCUGUUGACCAUAUACACACCAGUGGAAUAAUCCACAAAGACAUAAAAGCGAAGAAUGUGUUACUCUGCCUCAACCAGGGAGAGCUCCACAGGGCAAAGCUAUCAGACUUUGACUCAGCAAUGUGGCUUGAGCAAGAGUUCACAGCUCCUGGGCUAAUGCAGGCGGGGACUAGAGGGUUUGCCGCCCCUGAGGUCAUGGAGAAAGAACCUCAUGGACGCCCAGCAGACAUCCACAGCUUGGGGGUCCUUUUGUUUGAGCUAAUGGGUGGUGUACCACCCAUUGACAAUCGCACAACUCUGAAGAAAAGAGUCAAAGAUCUUGGCCAAAUCAGCCCUGAUGUGAAGCAAAUUGUGGAAAGGUGUAUCCAAGAUGACCCAACCUUGCGACCAACUGUCAAAGAUCUCUUGGCGGAUGACUUUCUUAAGCAGUACCAGCAAGUAUCAAGCGAAGUGUAACAUUCUGAGCCUAUUAAGGCUUAAUGAAAUUGAAACUGUAGAAAAAUACUGUAAGCUUAAAUUUUGUAUAUUUGAGUAUGCCAUUAAUGUAUUUUGUAUGAAAAUACAUGAUGCAUUUGACAAGGUUAAUAUUCUGCUUUUGAAAAGAAUAUAGAAUUUUAGUAUACAUGGAGAUUUUAAAUUUUCAUGUCAGUAUAGAUUAAUGUGGUUAAAAUAAGUAUGAUUUUUGAUAAAAAUAGAAUUGUAGUGUUACAUGGAGAAUUUUUAUUUUCAUGUAAUAAUGACAUGUAAAAUUUCUCAGUAAUAGUUUACAUGUAGGUGGAAAACAAACAUGCUAUAGGAAUGUUUUCUGCUUUUCAAUUAUUUGCAGUUUUAAUUGAUACUACUCAUUGCAUUUUUAAUAAUUCUAUUUAGCCAAAUUGUAGUGAAAAAUUACCAAAUUUAAAACAAUAAAAAAAUUAGCAAUA